AUGUCGUCUGAAAUAACGGAUGAGUAUGAGGAGCAGGCUCGGGGGCUGCUGUCUUUGACGGAAGAUCUGUUUGAGUUCUUGAUGGAGCACUCCGAGGCAGCAACCGACGAGUUCAAGGACGCCAGCACGGACAUGAAUCUCGAGGAGAAAUUCCAGAUACUUGCCAACCUUGAGACGGAGAAGAUCCAGCAGUCGAUCCAGGAUGCCAGACGCUCUGGUGAGGUCACCACGGACGAGUUGACUGCCGAUGAAGCCAAGGCCGUGUUGUACGCAGGCAAGCUGCAGGAGGUUGUGGCCAGGAUCGACUUCGGCAUGCUGGUGGGUAUCGAGGCUGCUACGACACGGGAAAGGAGGAAUGUCGGAGAGCCGGAACUCGAGGCGCUGGGAGAGCAGUUCAGAAACUUACGGGCGUUUCUUGUGGUACUGAGGGCUUUGGCCAUCUACGAUAUCUGCAUUAGUCUCGACUGGUGGUGAAGUCUCAAACUGCAAAGGUUUGACUUCACCUGCUCUCUGGUGCAACGCCUCGCAUACAUGGUGAUUUGUCAAACAGUCUGAUUCACUGACCAAAUUGACACAGCAUCCACCCUAACACCACCCCUGCUCCGUACCCCUAACUACCCCACCCCACCCCUGAUACACCCCUACACACCUGCACUGAUUUCUUUUGUUUUCCCUAUUCCUCUUUCCUUAGAAAAACAGGCGGAGAAAAACACAAAAACACUUAAAAAAUUAGAAAACCCCAAAAAAUGUAGAAAAAUGGAAAACCAUACUCCUAUCUUAGUAACUUUGAAUGUGACUGCUGCUAAAACUAUAGUGCAGAUGGCCUUGAUGCUAGUGUCUUCUUGACUGGAGAA
Messenger RNA from Aplosporella prunicola CBS 121167, 854 nucleotides. RefSeq lists its product as uncharacterized. The transcript has a single exon. Lineage: Eukaryota; Fungi; Ascomycota; Dothideomycetes; Botryosphaeriales; Aplosporellaceae. The coding region runs from base 1 to 474 and encodes 157 amino acids. The record is from RefSeq and is a predicted model, not a curated record.